Messenger RNA from Aspergillus saccharolyticus JOP 1030-1, 1398 nucleotides. Its product is annotated as NAD(P)H-dependent flavin oxidoreductase. NCBI's taxonomy places the organism in Eukaryota, Fungi, Ascomycota, Eurotiomycetes, Eurotiales, Aspergillaceae. Gene Ontology annotation, molecular function: nitronate monooxygenase activity. The transcript is spliced from 4 exons. The record is from RefSeq and is a predicted model, not a curated record. Bases 286 to 1284 code for a protein of 332 amino acids.
GGGCUUUGUCGCAUCUUCUUAUUACUGAUCAAUAACCUCGGGGCGUUGAACCUCGGCAACUUCUGCUUUCCCCACAAUGGGGGGGGGGGGUUCUCCGGACGUCUUAACGCCGCCUUCCCCAGACUAUUCCCCAGCCAACAGACACUGCUAAUCCUGGACUUUCCCUGCAUAAGUUAAUUUCUGGCUAGAGUUUGACUUUCCGCUUUGUCGCUCGAUCUAUACCCAUCGCAACAUUUUUCCACAAAUACUCGGACGACCAGCCGGUGCCGUCGAUCAGCCGUCAACAUGCCUUUCAACACCCUUCUCACGAGGAAGCUUGGCAUCACAGUCCCUGUUGUCCAGGGAGGAAUGCAAUGGGUAGGCUACGCUGAGCUCGCCGCGGCGGUCAGCAAUGCCGGCGGAUUGGGAAUUCUCACCGCGCUCACACAACCCACCCCAGAAGACCUCCGCAAAGAGAUCCGCAAAUGUCGCUCCAUGACCAAGAACCCCUUCGGCGUCAACCUGACGCUACUCCCCGCCCUCGUGCCCCCGGACUACGCGGCCUACGCUAGAGUGAUCAUCGAUGAAGGGAUCAAGAUCGUCGAGACGGCAGGUAACAAUCCGGGCCCCGUGAUUCAGCAGCUCAAGCAAGCCAACAUCAUCGUCCUGCACAAGUGCACGACGAUCCGCCACGCCAAAUCCGCCAUCAAGCUGGGCGUUGAUUUCUUGUCGAUUGACGGAUUCGAGUGUGCGGGCCAUGUCGGCGAGAACGAUAUCACCAAUUUCAUCUUGCUCAGCCGCGCGCGGCAGGAGCUCAAGGUGCCGUUCAUUGCGUCCGGGGGUUUCGCUGAUGGCCAGGGGCUGGCGGCGGCGCUGGCGCUCGGAGCUGAAGGCAUCAACAUGGGCACCCGGUUCAUGUGUACCGUCGAGGCGCCCAUUCACCGCAACGUGAAGGAGGCGAUUGUCAAGGCGGACGAGACGGACACGGCGCUGGUGAUGCGCCGCUGGAAGAACACCACCCGCUUGUACGGGAACAAGGUGUCCAAGGAGGCUCUCAAGGUGGAGCGUGAAAGCAAGACCGGGGAAUUUGCCGAAAUCGCCCCCUUCGUGAGUGGCAAACGAGGUCGUGAGGUUUUCCUCACCGGUGACGUUGACUUUGGGGUGUGGACUGCCGGCCAGGUCAUUGGGAUGAUUCAUGAUAUCCCCACAUGCGCCGAGCUUCUCCAGCGGAUCGAGAAGGAAGCCGUGCAGGCACUGGACCGGGUGAGGUCGUUGCACACAGCGCCAGCACAGAGCAAAUUGUAGAAGACUCGCGGUCGAUGCUGACUGGUCGGAUCCGACCAGAGGAGGUAGGUAUUGGUACGGGGUGCACGCGGGAUAAGCAUAGUAAUACAGUUUCACAUGCAAGGAAUAGACAGC